CAACUAUGUGACACGGUACAACAUCGACAGCACCACUCCGUUCGUUUGAGCGUUUCACUGUUAUAUCACAAUAUUAAGGUAUGACGCAGAGAUAGACAGUUGGUUCUGGAGAAUUGAUUGGUUGUGACCAUGUUUAGGCUGGGGCUUACUCGUUGGUUUGUCCUAUCAGCAUGGUGUAUUUGGAGGACACAAGUCGCAACGUCCGAUUCAAAGCCAUCAUGGACAUGGAAUUCAACUGGCGACCAGUGUCGGCCGGUGGUGUGCUCGUGCUACAUGGACGGGGUGUAUUACGACGAGGGGGAGGAGUGGCAGGACCCGCAGGACCCCUGUGUCCGGUACAGGUGUCUCGAGAAUGGAUUCUACAAACCAAUACGCUCAGGGUGCAAUUUUAAAGGCAAGUGUAAGAAGCACAACGAGACGUGGACGGAGGGCUGUUUUCUGUACCGCUGUGACGCCGGGACCAACACGUGGAGGUACAGCCUCGUGCAACCAGGCUGUGCGAACAAGAAGGGCGACUGUUUGAAGGUAGGAGAGCGCUACAUGGAAUUGUGCGACACUUACGAAUGUCAGAUCGUCGGGUCCUGCUACACCUUGACCAAGGUCAAAACAGGUUGUCAGUCUAAAAAAGACGGAUGUAAGCCUGUGUACAGCUUCUGGCACGAUGAGUGCGCCCUCUAUCAGUGUACUCUGGACAAAGGGAAAAGCCAAUCUUUGAUACAGACUCAUUCACACGACGUGAUGGCGUGGCCGAGGGGCGAGUACGCCCUACUAGAGACGAUUCACGGCUGUCCGCCCGUCUUCACCGAGUUCUGGGAGGAGGGUUACCACGCUCACUGGGGUGAAGGUCACAACGACUACUCCGACGACUACCACCUCAAGGGCAACAAGACGGAGUUGAUGAUGGAGCACCUCUUCUGCGUGCACCGCGAGGUCAACGACACGGCGUUGUUGCCGGUCUACCAGACGUACUUUGAGCAGGGCAGAUACUGCAUCAUGGCGUACAACGGCUCGUGUCCUAAAGGUUUCAAGGAAGGGAUGGUCAUGAUGGCUGAUGAAAACAAGAAUGGAACGAACCACACGUGGGGAACUCUGCCUGACGGGUUCUAUAACGACUUAGUGACGGGGAUGUUGUUCUGUUGCCGUGACGAUGGAGAUAUCGACAAACCAAUCAUUCUGCCUACCCGGCAUCCAUUCGCGCUGUUCAUGGCAGCCAAUGAGAGCAAGUGUCAAGAGGUCAGAGGGAUGAACUACAAAAUCGAAUACUUCAGCCACGACGACGUGAACAACGGCACGACGAGGGAGAUGCACGGCUCGCUACCCGCCGUGAAGACCGCCGACAACAACACCCUCGUCUACGUCUGCUACUACGAGCCGGUCAUGUGCGGUUGCGUCGACAAAGAUGAACAUUUUGUUGCUCUGGAUGACGUCAUCGAGAGAGCGUGUGUGAAGUACCAGUGUAAGGAGGAGGACAACCUGAAAGUCCUGGUGGUCAUCGAGGGAGGGUGUGAGGUGGAAGGUAAACCGAAGUGUGUGGCUGAGAACGAGACAUGGGUGGAGACACACGGGGAGAGUUGUUACACCAAACAGUGUGUCCGCCAGGUCGACCGUAACACGAGUCAAAUCACCUUCAGCGUGGAGACCAUUCUCAAAGAAUGUCGUGAUGGCGAUCAAUGUCGACCUUUGACCUACACGAAAACUCACGGCUGCUACAGCACACAGUGCCGGGAAAAUAACAUCACUGGAGAGACGUCGUUUUUUGUCACAGAGGCAGCUUGCAGUGAUGGGUAUGGACACUGUAUCGAGGUAGGGAAGACCGUCAAGAAAGACUGCAUUGAACUCAAGUGCAACUUGGAAAUUUCCAAAUGUAGCCUUGUUCCAGCAAAGGGAGGCUGUUCGUUUAAUGGGCAAUGCUACGAUGAAGGAUCGACUUGGAUAUAUGCCUGCUCCAACUACACGUGCAUCAACAACAGCAACAAAACACACUACCAGUGGAAGUAUCAGGUUAUCAACAAAGGUUGUCUAGACCACGCAGGGAAGUGUCACCAGGAGGGUGACCGGAUCACCAAACACUGUCUCACAUACGAGUGCAGGUGGGAGGAUGUGCCCGGCUUCUACGUCGUGUCAGGUGGUUGUUCGUGGCGAGGAAAGUGUCACAACGCCAACGCUCGGUGGAAAGAAGGAUGUUCUACUUAUAACUGUACUGUUUUCCAGAACGGAACACACACCAUCAGAAGCGUAGUUCCAGUCCAUCUAGGUUGCCACAUCGGUGAUAAGUGUGUGAAUAGUGGAGACACCUACACCAAGGACUGUGUUACUUACACGUGUCACAAAGGAGGAAAGGAAUGUGGAAUAAAAGUACUCAAAGUUGAGUGUAUCCACCCUAAAACAAGCAAAUGUAUCGAAGCCAAUGCCACAGCAGACAAAAAAUGCGGGACGUACAAGUGUAAAAUCACGAACACUACCAAAGGAUACACUCGAGGAUUUGAACCAGUGAACAUAGGGUGUUACUAUGACAGCCAUUGUUACAAAGCGAAUGACACCAUGGUGAAGGAUUGUACCACAUACAAAUGUUUUCAGGAAACAUUAAAAUCUGGAUAUGUGCGGUCUGGUUUCAAACUUAGUUCUUACGGAUGUAACUACAAGGGCAGCUGCCACAACAUGAAUGAGACUUUCAUGGAUGGAUGUACUAAGAAGGUUUGUCGUGUGUAUCAGAAUGGCAACAGGAUAUUCUACAGAAUUGUCUACCUUAACUGCAAGAUGAACGGACACUGCUACAACAUCAAUGAUACUGUGAAAAUAGGUUGCUCGAAUUACACGUGCCUGGAAAAGAACGACCACUCUGGUCAGCGUGCUAGUAUGCAAAGGACGAGCGGUGGCUGCACCGACCCGAACACGGGCAAAUGUAUCGCGGCCAACACCACAGUCGAAUAUUACUGCGGAACAUACAAGUGUCUCAUUAACAAAACCUCAAAAGGCUACACACGUCAACUAAAGACGAUAACUUUGGGUUGUUUAUGGCGAGGAAAGUGUCGCAAAGCCAGCACUCAUUGGACAGAAGGAUGUUCCACCUAUAACUGUACUGUUAUCCGGAACGGAACCCACACCAUCAGGAGCGUGGUUCCAGUCCAUCUAGGUUGCAAGAUUGGUGGUAAAUGUGUGACUUCCGGUGAUACCUACGAAAAGGACUGUGUUACUUACAAAUGUCAAAGGGGAGGAAAGGAAUGUGGCGUAAAAAUAUAUAAAAUGGGAUGUAAAUACAAGGAUACCUGCCACAAGAUGAAUGAGACGUUUCUGGAUGGAUGUACAAAGAAAUCUUGCCGAGUGUAUCGAGUUGGCAGCAAAGUGUAUUACAAGGUUGUCUCGCUUAACUGCAAGAUGAACGGAGAGUGCUACAAUAUCAACGAGACAAUUAAAAUAGGUUGCUCGAUUUACACGUGCUUGGAAAAGAAGGACCAUUCUUGUCAGCGAGCUAGUAUGACCAGGACCACCACAGGAUGCAAAGACAAUGGUGUAUGUCGGACGUUGGAUGAAGAAUACAGUGAUGGGUGCAGCACCAAAGUCUGCAGGAAGGAAUCAUUAAAUAGCACUCAUUAUCGUUUGAGAAUAGUAACGAAGGGCGGUAAAAAAUGUCAAAAGGACGGGAAAUGCUAUGACCUUGGCGAUACUUUCAAAGAAGUGACAAAGGAAAUCUGGUGUAAGGUUUACUCGUGUCAAAGUGACGGCAAGUUCUACAAUACGAAACUCAGUAAGGAGUAUUACAAAAACGUUCAUUAG
Gigantopelta aegis is the source of this 3774-nucleotide messenger RNA. RefSeq lists its product as uncharacterized. The record is from RefSeq and is a predicted model, not a curated record. NCBI's taxonomy places the organism in Eukaryota, Metazoa, Mollusca, Gastropoda, Neomphalida, Peltospiridae. Bases 130 to 3774 code for a protein of 1214 amino acids. Gene Ontology annotation, cellular component: membrane. The transcript is spliced from 28 exons. Gene Ontology annotation, molecular function: wide pore channel activity.